AUGCGCUUAUUUAUCGCUCUGCGUUAUUAUGCGCGUGCCAACAGAACGCGCGGCCAAGCGUCACAAGCGCCAGCGCGCGCGCAUUGGUUAGGACGGAGAGGAGAUCCACAUUCAGCCCAGUCAGAGAGAGGCAACCGCGGCGAGGAGUCACCGCCGAGAGACCCGAACAAUAACCAGACAGAUCCCCCGAGCCCAGAGACACAUGAGGCAGAGCGGGGAGAGAGCAAGGAGGCGCACCGGAGGCUUCAUUGCCAUAUAAAGCCAGCCGGAGACAGAGGAGAACCGACGAAGGGGAGGAAAGUCCCGGGAGCAGAGGGAGAAAUCACCGCCACACGGUCGUCAUACGUGAACGUGAGCCGCAGGAUGAAGGGUGAGAUAAAGCCUGUAUCUCUGAGUCUAUGGGGAGUCUACCCUGCCGUCCAAAUGAAGUGGCAGAAGAAGAUAUUUCUGGUCCUCAUUGUCAUCUGUACUGUCAGUCUUCUGCUGCACCAUGGGGGCCACUUCACCUGGAAUAUGGAGGCUUUCCACUUUGGCUGCUCUCACCAGUCCCCAGGCGCAAAGCCUAAACACACCAACUUUGUCUUCCUGAAGACCCACAAAACAGCCAGCACCACCAUGCAGAACAUCCUGUUUCGUUUUGCAGAGCGCAACAACUUGACGGUGGCAUUGCCAGUACAAGCAUGUGGUCAUCAGUUCUGCUACCCACGUUCUUUCUCCUCUCACUUCGUCCAUCUGCACACGCUGCGACCAAAUUUGAUCACCAACCACAUGCGUUUUAAUAAGACCGCAUUGCAGCGCGUUAUGCCAAAUGAUACUAUAUAUAUUACAAUCCUAAGAGAACCAGCCUCCAUGUUUGAAUCCUUGUUUACGUACUACAGCCGCCACUGUAUGAGCUUCAGGAGGGUCCCGAAUGGCUCUUUGGAAGCAUUCUUGGCGGAGCCCUUACGUUACUAUCGGCCACAAGAGAUAGAGUCCAUGUAUGCACGUAACACCUUGACCUUCGACUUGGGUGGAGACAAAGAUAAUUCAAUAAAAGACUUGGCAUAUGCACAGAACUUUGUUGCAGAUGUUGAAAAAGUGUUCUCCCUAGUGAUGAUUUCUGAGUACUUUGAUGAAUCGCUUAUUCUUCUUCGCCAUCUUCUUUCUUGGGAUUUGGAGGACAUCCUGUAUGUCAAGCUAAAUAUGCGGACGGAAAGUUCCAAGAAGAGAUUGUCUCCAGGUCUUCCUGAAAAGAUCCGUGCCUGGAAUUCCAUCGAUGCUUACCUUUAUGACUACUUUAAUACUUCAUUUUGGGACAAACUAUCAGAUUUGGGUCUAGACUGUGUGGCGAAGGAGGUCCAACUUCUACGGCAGGCCCAAGAGAGGUUAAUGAGAAGUUGUUUUGGUGGGAAAAUGCCACUUCCACGCCCAGCUGCAGAGAUCAAAAACAAGGAUCUACGUCCCUGGCAGCCUAGCGACAAAGUCGACAUUGUCGGCUAUGACCUCCCCGUAAAUAUAAGCCGUGAGGCUCAGGAGCACUGCCUCAAGUAUAUAAUGCCAGAGAUCUCAUACACACGCAUUCUUCUUCAUUCCCAGUCCCUGCAAUACCGUCGAAGUUAUCAGAAUCGGCCUGUGCAGAAGUCACACACCCUCCAACAGCACAUCCGCACAACCCUGCCUCGGCAUUCUCAGGUCCAUCGCAGUCAACCAGGGCCCUCUGUUGGUCAGAGCCCUGGCUCAGGAACAGAGUCCAAAUCCACCCCAAAGCAAAGUUAGGGAACUACACAGCUAGGGCCUUAAUCCUGAAGUAAAAUGUGAAUAUCUCAUUAGUGCCCAGCAGACUGCACACUUCUACUCAUCCUGAUUCAAAAAGACAGCGAUGCUUGGUUAGUAAAACACUCUGGGAACCAAAUUUGUAUUUGGGAAAGCAAAGUAAAUAGUGUCCUCUCUUCUUUCUGAACACCCUUUUUCUAAUGAGCCAUUAAAGAAAAAAGGUUAACCAUAACUGGAGUGUAACCAUAUUCUCCUCCCCCUUUGGUGUGUGGUACAGGAAAAUGAUGGAAAACCAAACAGCAGGUGGGAAUAAACUGGAGCUAGAUUUUAUACUGACCACAGCUGACUGCAGCUGGUUUUCAGUGAAAGUGGUUGUUUGAAGGAAAUCAAUUGAUGUAAGGCCUAGAACCAAUGUCAAGGUACUGAUAUCAGCUCACAGAGUGUUCUUUGUGUGCGGCAGACUGGUUCAGGAUCAUAUUACUUGCCUUUAUUUUCCCUUUCUUGAGCUCUGGUUUCCUUGCUUUCUAAUUAGCAUAUAUGCUGCUUAAAGACCUUCAGACACACAGUGACACUAGUGGAUCAGCUGUCAGGCCUCCAAAGAACCACCCUGAGUUCUCCUCCUUUACUUUUUCCCUUCUAUAAAAAGUUUUCUUUCAAAGCAGCAGAGAGAGAGCAGAAAAAUGGUAGAUGGACAUUAAGUCAAAAAACUGGGUCUGGAUGCUGAAUUUUGGCCACCGAAUUAUUACAAAGACUUUUACAGAGACUGAGCCCAUAUACAGUGCAAAACCUGUGCCUCCUUAGCCUUUGACCUCUCUUGCCUCCCCCUGGAAUACUUUUCUCCUUUUUACCACAAUCCACCCUUGCUGUUGAACCCCCCCCCCCCCCCCCCCCAUCUACACAGAAGCACUGUUUUUGCAAUAAGAUUCGUGUUGUUUUGAUAUUAAAGAGAUGGAUUCAAAAAUCAAGCCAGAACUUCUUUGCCCUUGCUGAAAUCUAUAUAACCACAGCACAGGACAAAUACAUGAAGACUGUGGUUCGCAGUGUUUGAAUAUUUAAUCGUCUCUCCUCACGGCACCUCCUAUGGCAACUCCUCUAAGGUUACAUACCUAAACGUUUUCAAUUGGGACAUGCUGGACCAGUGAGAAGUGGCUCGUUCAGAACUGAACUUUGGACCUGCUGGGAUGAUGAACUGUCAAAUCUUAUCCUCUUUAAGGGUUGUCUGCUUUUAUUUAAGCUGUAAUUUAACUUACAUUGUGGUAAAGGGAAUGAAUAUUUAUCUUGAAAGCUAAGUUAUAAUGAGUUUGAGCUUAUGUAAGAGUUUCACAUGUGAGUCAGGAAAUGACUCUAUGCCUCAUGUUGAAAGAGCAGCUACAGCAUGCCUGGUAUUUCAAGUCGGUAGAGGGAGUCUGUGUGUGUGUGUCACUAUAGCAAACCUGAUUGUGAAGACUAUAAGAGUAAUAUGUACUACCACAAAACCUG
This is a messenger RNA of Girardinichthys multiradiatus, 3231 nucleotides long. It is a transcript of the gene gal3st3, whose product is annotated as galactose-3-O-sulfotransferase 3. The record is from RefSeq and is a predicted model, not a curated record. The coding region runs from base 1 to 1755 and encodes 584 amino acids. Gene Ontology annotation, molecular function: galactosylceramide sulfotransferase activity. Gene Ontology annotation, biological process: glycolipid biosynthetic process. Gene Ontology annotation, cellular component: membrane. The transcript is spliced from 4 exons. Lineage: Eukaryota; Metazoa; Chordata; Actinopteri; Cyprinodontiformes; Goodeidae.